AUGACUUUUGUGGAAGCUGACGAGGUUCCAGCAUUUUUUUUAAAAAUUGCUAAAAACAUUCCACGAGUUGGACGAAGCGAAAAGUUUGAUGAUUUCUAUUCAAAAUUUACCAACAAUAAUCCUAAUACAGGAAAAUAUCAGGAUAAUUCGAAAUCUUGGCAAUUGCAUGAAAAUUCGGAACACUUUGCUAAGCCACUUAAGAGACGUUUGGAUUAUUCUCUGAUGGAUCAAUCUUAUUCUUGGCAAAAUUUUCCACUUGCCAUCGAAGGGCCUAGGGAAUUGUGGCGAACUUUAGCAGGAUAUUCGAAAGAUCCUUUGGAAGACAUGUCGAAUGAAAUUUGGACGAGGAAGAAACGGACCGACCAAGAGGUUUCCGAUUAAAAACAAUUAGAAAG
Molecule: messenger RNA, 395 nt
Organism: Polistes canadensis
Lineage: Eukaryota; Metazoa; Arthropoda; Insecta; Hymenoptera; Vespidae
Gene: Eth
Exons: 5
Coding region: 1-381 (126 amino acids)
Source: RefSeq, a predicted model, not a curated record